Penaeus monodon (black tiger shrimp) is the source of this 2325-nucleotide messenger RNA. RefSeq names its product dnaJ homolog subfamily A member 1-like. Gene Ontology annotation, molecular function: ATP binding; Hsp70 protein binding. NCBI's taxonomy places the organism in Eukaryota, Metazoa, Arthropoda, Malacostraca, Decapoda, Penaeidae. Gene Ontology annotation, cellular component: cytoplasm; cytosol. The transcript has 6 exons. Gene Ontology annotation, biological process: protein refolding; response to heat. The record is from RefSeq and is a predicted model, not a curated record. The coding region runs from base 413 to 1672 and encodes 419 amino acids.
CACCUCUGUUUAGCAGAAACGUGGCUCUACAGCGCUGGCAUUUGACGAGGCCUCUUACAGCAAGUACUGUUGUUUCUCGUGGCGGAAGCAGACCAGAAUCUUCUAGAGAGUUCUUGAAGCAUAUAAAAAGGAGUCGCUGUCACCCUUUCAUGCGCCAUUUCUCUUACAAACACUCUCGGGCAAAGGAGAGUCUGGCAAGUGUAUUAAUUACGAAAGAGAAAUAUUGGUCUACAGACAGAAAGAUUACGUGAUUCGAACUGUACUUUUCUGAGUUCAGAAACAGAUAUUGCAAUAACACUAGCGAUGUCAUAGCGUCAGCGAGGACCAGAAAUUCUCCCAAAACGUGUGCUUCUUUCUCUCUCCUUCCCUUGAAAUUUAAAAACUAGUGACCUCUAACCUCUGCCCUGGCAAGAUGGUGAAGGAAACGACCUACUAUGACCGGCUCGGGGUCACGCCACACGCCUCGCAGGAGGAACUCAAGCGCUCGUACAGGAAGCUCGCGCUCAAGUACCACCCCGACAAGAACCCUCAAGGCGCCGAGAAGUUCAAGCAGAUCUCGCAGGCGUACGAGGUGCUCGCCGACCCCAAGAAGAGGAAAAUCUACGACGAAGGGGGCGAGGAGGCGCUCAAGAGCCGCGGCGCCGGCGCGGGCUUCCGAAAUCCGAUGGACAUUUUCAACAUGUUCUUCGGGGGUGGUAUGGGCGAAGACAUGGACGAAGACGAAGACGGAGACGAUGAUUUCUCAGGCAUAUUCGGAGGCGGAGGAGGUGGGCGUGGCCGAAGCAACAAGCCUCCGCCCACCGAACACCGCCUCCCAGUCAACCUCGAACAGCUCAUGCUUGGCACGACGAGGAAGUUGAAGUUGGACAGGAAGCGGCCCUGUGCGGCUUGCGACGGCCGAGGGGGGAAGUUCGGCGGAGAAACGGAGACCUGCGUCACGUGUCACGGCAAGGGAGUCAAGCUCACGUACCAGCAGCUCGGACCCGGAAUGGUCGAGAUGCACACCAACUGCCCCACGUGCAACGCAACAGGUAGAAUGAUUGCAACGAAGGAUCGGUGUUCCGUGUGCGAGGGACUCCGCACUGUGCAAGACACGAAGAUCGUCCCGGUGGAUAUCGAGCGAGGGAUGCACCACGGCACGAAGAUCUUCCUAAGGGGAGAAGGAGACCAAGACGCAGGACAGGAAGCAGGCGACGUUAUCAUUAUCUUACAGGAGAAGUCACACGACAUUUUCAAGAGGAAGGGACUCGAUUUGUACACGGAUAUGAAGAUAAACCUGGUGGAGGCCCUGUGCGGGUUCCGGCGCACCCUGACCACCCUGGACGGACGCACGCUGGUGGUGACUCACCCUCAGGGAAAAGUGAUAGACCCCGAUGAUGAGAAAGUGAUUGUCGAGGAAGGAUUCCCUCUCUUUAGGAAUCCUUACGUCCGGGGCGACCUUUAUAUCAAGUUCAAGGUGGAUUUCCCCGACGCGGUAGACAACAACUUCAUAGCAGAGUUCGAAGCGCUUUUCCCUCGAGGACCCGCCGAGGAGCUCACGGGCGAGGAGGAAACCGUUACCAUGACCCCGUACGUCGAGGAGAAGGGACAGAGAGAACGCGAGAGGGACAUAUACCACGAGGACGAGAGAAUGGAGACAGACGACCAGCCGGCGGGUUGUAGACAGUCUUAGUGUUUUUUCAUUUAUUUGUUCAUUUAUUUAUUUGUAUUUAUUUCUCGGGUUUUGAGUCGUCGCUCUGGGUGAUUCGAAGCGAGUCCAAACGAGGCAGUUGGCAGGUUCUUCAUGCGGUUCACGUGGGGGAGGGGAGGAGGGGCGGGGGAACUGAAAGGGAGCUUCAACGUACUUCUAGAUUGUUCCGCGGUUGUGGUUCCUGGUUCCAAGCUGCCCCCUUAUUUUGUAUCGGUUCUGGGUAGGUCCUCGCGGUUCUAGAAGAGAGUAGGCUGCUCCUGGAUCGUUUCUGGGUGAGGUUUGUGAUCCCAGGAAAGUAUUAACCUUGUCCAUGUUUGCCUCGUCCUCCCCUUCCUUUACCUUAUGUCUUCCCUUAACGUACAAAUAUGGAAGGGAAAGCGUUUUUUUUAUAUAUAUUUUGAGGAAGAAAAAAGAAAAGAAAAAGAAUUUAGAGGUAAGAAUGAUAACGAUGGUAAGUUCGACAAAUAAAUGAAAAUACAAGAACGUAGAAUAAAACCAGUGGCGGGACAGAAAUAAAAUGCCACAGUUACCCCGCUACCUCAACACAACCCGGAUGUAGUGAAGUCGUUGGAGCGAAGCGGCAAUUCUGCAAUAUUUGGAAUAAUGAUUGGAAUAAUAAAAAAGUUGUUUCAUUA